This is a messenger RNA of Peronospora matthiolae, 714 nucleotides long. The record is from the annotation of a GenBank genome assembly. NCBI's taxonomy places the organism in Eukaryota, Oomycota, Peronosporomycetes, Peronosporales, Peronosporaceae.
AUGCGAUGCGCGAGCAAGGCCGCCGAGAGCGCGUCCGCACGUCUCUGUGCGGACGCCGAAGCAGAAAUCACAGCAACUGAUGUCUCAUCAAUUGCUGAAGCGACUCAGCCUGUGUCACUUGGUGAUGCAGGCGCUGGUCAUGAAGACACUCAUGUCGUCACAGAGUACGAGCUCGGUGUCUCAUACUCUCCUGAUGCGGAUGACGGAUCCGUAUCGACGGCGAUUGAAUCUAAGCCGCCUGCCAAGCGUGGCAUGGAUGAUGCUAUGCGUCGUAGCAUCUUUGGUUCAUCUGAUGAAUCAGAUGGACCAUCGCCGAAGCGAAGGCACUCGAGGUCGCGAGACUCGGGCGCUAACAGUGGUGUCGGUUCUCCUAUGGACACCACUUCGCAACGAGGUGCCGGUCCUUCUGUCGGCACGUCGCAAGAAGAGCGGGACCGCAAUGUCUUGCGUCUCGCUCCUGAGAAGAAGGCAUGGAUGCCUCCGAAAUCCGUCAUGGAUCACUUGUCGGCGACGACGAGUGAUCGUUAUCGAACACGGUUGUUCGAUUCGUCAAGGAUCCAUCACCUUGACCCAAGCGCGAUAACCUAUCGCGCUGAGAAUGAAUUCUUCAUCGAUGCUUCUUUAAACAUCGAUGGUACAGUGGGAAUCACAAGCGUGAUGGUCCCUCACUACUUCAAGCGUGGAACGCCUACAUCCAUAACCUUGAGGGUGUAG